Molecule: messenger RNA, 673 nt
Organism: Cavia porcellus (domestic guinea pig)
Lineage: Eukaryota; Metazoa; Chordata; Mammalia; Rodentia; Caviidae
Gene: Hint2
Product: histidine triad nucleotide binding protein 2
Exons: 5
Coding region: 97-588 (163 amino acids)
Cellular component (GO): mitochondrion; cytoplasm
Molecular function (GO): hydrolase activity
Source: RefSeq, a predicted model, not a curated record
GGGAUGGUAGGGCCCGCCUAAGUGGCCCAAUGAGCCCACCUCCCGCCACCAGCUGAGCCGAGCGGGCGAGGUGAGCAAUUCCUGCAGGCCAGGAAAAUGGCUGCGGCAAUGGUGCUGGCCGCCAGGUUCCGCGCGGUGCACAGAGCCCUUGCAGCCGCGGGGGCGCGAAGGUUGCAGGUCCGAGGAGCUGCAGGUAUGACUGACGGGAAUGAAGUGGCCAAGGCCCAGCAGGCAGCUCCUGGAGGAGCAUCCCCAACAAUCUUCUCUCGUAUCCUGGACAGAAGCCUCCCAGCUGACAUUCUACAUGAGGACCAGCAGUGUCUCGUGUUCCGUGAUGUGGCCCCACAGGCUCCUGUGCAUUUCCUGGUUAUUCCUAAGAAGCCCAUUCCUCGAAUUAGCCAGGCUGAGGAAGAAGAUCAGCAGCUUCUAGGACACCUCCUCCUUGUGGCCAAGAAGAUAGCAAAGGCUGAGGGUCUGGGAGAUGGGUACCGACUUGUGAUUAAUGAUGGAAAGCUGGGCGCACAAUCUGUAUAUCACCUGCACAUUCACGUGUUGGGAGGCCGACAGCUCCAGUGGCCUCCAGGUUGAACCUUCCAACUGAGCAAGGACCGCAGACCUGAAAGCCUGGAUGGGGAAGGGACACUGUGAUGUUAAUAAAUCUAUUCUUCUUCAA